Molecule: messenger RNA, 1629 nt
Organism: Penicillium salamii
Lineage: Eukaryota; Fungi; Ascomycota; Eurotiomycetes; Eurotiales; Aspergillaceae
Source: the annotation of a GenBank genome assembly
AUGGCUCCCCACGCUGAUUCCGAUGCGCCUCACAACAGCUUCGACACUAUCCUCGUCCUCGACUUCGGUUCCCAAACGAGUCACCUGAUCCUGCGUCGUCUCCGAUCUCUGGGUGUCUUCGCCGAGCUCCUUCCUUGCACCACCAAGAUCGCUGAUCUGACAUGGAAGCCUAAGGGAAUUGUUUUCUCUGGAGGUCCUGCCUCAGUCUACGAUGAGGCCUCGCCCCAUGUUGACCCCGCCGUCUUUGACUUGAACGUUCCCAUUCUGGGCAUCUGCUAUGGUUGCCAGGAGAUCGCGUGGCGGGUAAACCCCAACAACGUUGCCCGUGGCGAGACCCGAGAGUACGGCCACGCCGACGUCAAGAUCACCAAGGUUAACAGCAACGUCGACCGCCUGUUCGCCGGCCUGGGCGAGGAGGUUCCCGUCUUCAUGUCCCACUACGACAAGCUCGUUACUCUGCCCGAGGGUUUCGUCGUUGUUGGUGCCACCGAUCACUCCGAGUACGCUGGUAUCGCCCACCAGGAGAAGCCCAUCUUCGGUGUCCAGUUCCACCCCGAGCUCGAACACACCCCCUGCGGAACCGACAUCCUCCGCAACUUCAGCAUUGACAUCUGUGGCGCUCAAGCCAACUGGGUUAUGGGCGACUUUGUCCAGCUCGAGAUUGCUCGUAUCCGUGAGCUCGUCGGUGACCGCGCCCUGGUUCUUGGUGCCGUCAGUGGAGGUGUCGACAGCACUGUCGCCGCUGCUCUUAUGACUGCCGCCAUUGGAGACCGUUUCAAGGCCAUUCUUAUCGACACUGGUUGCAUGCGUCUGAACGAGUGUGAAGAGGUUAAGCAGACUCUCGGAAAGCACCUUAACAUCAACCUUACAGUUGUCGAUGCUGGCGAGCUGUUCAUGAGCCGUCUGGCCGGUGUUUCCGACCCCGAGAAGAAGCGCAAGAUCAUUGGAUCCUCUUUCAUUGAUCUGUUCGAGGAGGAGGCCAUCAAGAUCGAGAAGGCUGCUGAGAACACCCCCAACACCGGAAAGGUGGAGUGGUUCUUGCAGGGAACCCUGUACCCUGAUGUCAUUGAGUCUUUGAGCUGGCGCGGACCUUCCGCCACUAUCAAGACUCACCACAACGUUGGCGGUCUUCCUGAGCGCAUGAUGAACGGCCAAGGCUUGCGUCUUAUUGAGCCCCUUAGACUUCUCUUCAAGGAUGAAGUGAGAGCGAUCGGUCGCCAGCUUGGCAUCCACGAGGACCUCGUGAACCGCCACCCCUUCCCCGGUCCCGGCAUUGCCAUUCGCAUUCUUGGCGAUGUUACCCAGGAGCGUGUCGAGAUCGCCCGCAAGGCUGACCACAUCUUCAUCAGCAUGAUCAAGGAGGCCGGUCUUUACAACCAGAUUUCUCAAGCCUUUGCUGGUCUUGAUACUAACCGCAGUGUUGGUGUUUUCGGUGACCAGCGCGUCUGGGGUUACAUCGUCAUUCUCCGUGCUGUUCAGACUAAGGACUUCAUGAGCGCUGAUAUCUUCGACUUCGACAACGCAUUCCUUAAGAACGUUUCACGCACCAUCUGCAACCAGGUUGACGGUGUCUCCCGCGUUGUCUACGACCUUACCUCCAAGCCCCCCGGCACCAUUGAGCUGGAGUAA